GAUCCAUCCUCCAGAUUAUAUAUAUCCCCUUCACUUCCAAUUCGCCACCAUCCACCCCUCCAUCACCAUGUCCAGAACACAGGCUGCCAUCCUCAGACCACUCGCCACCUCCUCCAGGGCAGCGGUGAGCUCGCUCAGGGCCACUCGCUCCACCGUCGCCCGGUCAUUUGCUAGUAGCUCUCGCCAGCAGCUCGCCACCUCUUCAUCAGCUUUCGCCGGUAUUCGUGCUUUCCACGGCCAUGAACUGAGACGCAAACCCCUCGCCCUCUUCUCCCACCAACAACGCCGAACGAUGUUCAUCCAAACCGAAACAACACCCAACGAAGCGUCCCUCAAGUUCAUCCCCGGUGUCGAAGUCACCCACGGAUCAGCGCACGAAUUCCUCGACCUCCGCUCCGCCCUCGCCUCGCCCCUUGCCACCCGUCUCCUCACGAUCGAGGGCAUCACGGGCGUCUUUUUCGGGCCGGACUUUGUGACGUGCUCGAAAGAUGAGUCGCUCGCUUGGUCGGUGUUGAAGCCAGAAGUCUUUGCCGUCUUGAUGGAACACUUUUCCUCUGGUGCGCCGUUGUUCAAAGAAGGGUCCGGCGAGACGACGGCAGAAGACACAAGAGUCCUCGAUACAGAUUCCGAAGUCGUCGCCAUGAUUAAAGAACUGCUCGAGACCCGUGUGCGCCCGGCGAUCAUGGAAGACGGCGGUGAUAUCGAGUACAGAGGGUUCAAUGAAGAGACGGGGAUGGUGCAGCUCAAGUUGAAGGGGAGUUGUAGGGGGUGCAGUUCGAGUAGCGUGACGUUGAAGAAUGGGAUUGAGAGGAUGUUGAUGCACUAUGUGCCGGAGGUGCAGUGUGUCGAGCAGGUGCUGGAUGAGGAAGAGCAAAUCGCGUUGGACGAGUUUGCCAAGCUCGAAGCUAGGUUGGAGAAGGAGCACGGCAAGAAGCCUGAUGGCAAGCCCGAGUAAGUCCUACUCGCCAUCUUCCGUCUUCUCCCGUCUUCUGAUGAGGACAAACGCUGACAAUGUUGAUAGUAUGAGCCAGUACAUGUCUGCUUAAAACGACGGACGAGAUCCGUGAAGGGGAGUUUUACGGUUUAACGCAUAAUAGCACCAGCACCAUUAGAUGUCGACCAUGUACUGUAUCAUUGCA
Messenger RNA from Cryptococcus amylolentus CBS 6039, 1139 nucleotides. RefSeq lists its product as hypothetical. Gene Ontology annotation, cellular component: mitochondrion. The record is from RefSeq and is a predicted model, not a curated record. NCBI's taxonomy places the organism in Eukaryota, Fungi, Basidiomycota, Tremellomycetes, Tremellales, Cryptococcaceae. Gene Ontology annotation, molecular function: iron ion binding; iron-sulfur cluster binding. The coding region runs from base 68 to 955 and encodes 295 amino acids. Gene Ontology annotation, biological process: iron-sulfur cluster assembly. The transcript is spliced from 3 exons.